Molecule: messenger RNA, 1275 nt
Organism: Diplodia corticola
Lineage: Eukaryota; Fungi; Ascomycota; Dothideomycetes; Botryosphaeriales; Botryosphaeriaceae
Exons: 1
Coding region: 1-1275 (424 amino acids)
Source: RefSeq, a predicted model, not a curated record
AUGGUUCUUGAUCCUGAUCCAGACAGCGCGCAUCCUGGAUACGAAACAGUCAUCCAUGGAGAGGUGAUUCAGCUUCCGCUGUAUAAAGACUGGAAUACAGCCGCAUCGAAGUAUGAGGAACAUACCUCGGGUCUAGCCGAGCGCUACGCGAGCAUCGCAGAGACCGGAAAGGGUGCCGCCGAGGUCAUACGGCGCCUUGCGCUCCCGUGGAGUCGGUGGAAUUAUUGCGCCAUCAAAAACUUCUGGUACAAAAAUCCUUCGGCGUUCCCUGACGAAAUCAGGCAGUUGAUCAUGUAUGGAAUUGGAGGCGACCCCGACACUUUUAGCGUCUCCCUCCUUCAUUUCCGAGAGAGGAUCAAAAGGUUCAGGGAUUCAACCCCUCCGGAGCAGGUCCUCGAACUUUUGGAAAACUGUGUCCGAGAGAAGACAUCCUGGUCCGAGCAGGACCUCGCCCUCGACACUGCAGUCUCCAGCCUUCCCCUUGCAUCGCGUAUCAGCAUAGACGUUGCAGUCAUGAAAGGAAACUAUCAGCUCUUUCUUGUCGCCAUCACGAAUGCGUUUCCGAUCCCGGAGGACCAGUUCGACUACCAUUUGCGUCGCUAUCAUGCUCUCCGAUUCGCAUACUCACACAUCCAUCAACUCAUAAGGCAUUAUAGAGAUCGAACAUCGCCUCGGCAAGCCACCAUCCCGCAUAUGUUCCUCGAUUACGCUUGGCUUAUGUACACCGUCAUCCUGCGCUUUCUAUACCAUAGCCGCACGUUCGACCCCGAAAACCACCUUAAGGAUCGCACACUGUACGGCUGGACGACGGGCAUCCUCUGGAAGCUUGACCAUGCCUGUCGCAAGUUCCGAGAGGGCUUGCGAACCUUGAAAGAUGAUCACUCCUACGAGCCUGGCGAUGAAGUAUACGAUAACAGGAUGGGAGCUAUUCAGGAUUUCAAAGAUUAUACCGAGACUGAAGCCCUGGAAGAGAGGGCAGACAGCAGCACGGACUUUUUCAAGGACUUGUUGGAGACGAGCGAAACGCUCGAUGUUUCUCCCGAGUUCAUAAUCUGCUUGCGCGAUCUUCAUGAGCAACUGAGAGAGGCUGGCCUUGCGGCGGAUAUCCUGCGCAGCUUACCUCACUCAGCAGACCCGACAUUCUUGGGCAUGGAACUGGACGGUGAUGGGAAGGAGGAGGAAGAUAUUCGAAACCUGUACGACAGGAUGAGGUACCUUGUCGACGUGAGGGAGUAUGCGAGCUGCGAAGAGCACGGCGGUAUCGGAGACUGGUAA